CUUUCCUUUUCCGGGUCCCCGCUGGACCGGCCGGGCGCAUGCGCCACUGUCCGCUGGCGGCUCGCGGCUCCUUCUUCCGGCCUCCCCCUUGGGUCGGAUCCCGCUGAAGCCGGGCCAGCGCGAAGCCCUAAACGAGUGACCUGUGACCCCGGAAGUGGACCUUCGGGUCCCGGGCUCUCCCGGGGCGGGAGGCGAGGGCGCCGACGCCUGCAACCCCCGGAACACCCGCCCCACGCCCACCUUUGGAUGCUGCCGGCGGGUGCCCGGCCCGUGUCCCGGACCCGCCUGCCAGCUCGGCCCCUCGGAGCACUCGCGGGCCGGGGGUGGGGGCCCGCACCCCGCCCCUGAUGCGGCUCCACCCCCGCGCCCGGGCCUCGCACCGCUGACCGCCGGGCCGGCCCCGCCCCCUGCCCGCACCCGCGCCCCGCCGAGCCCGCUCCCCGGCCGGGGGAGGCCAUGGCGUGAGCGCGAGGCCGGGCCCCGGGGCCCUCGGGCGCCAGGCGGGGCAUGGGCCGGGGGCCGCCCUGAUGAGGGUCCCGGGAGGGGGGCGCGCGCAGCAGCGGCGGGGCCAUGGGGUCGCAGGUGCUGCAGAUUCUGCGCCAGGGGGUGUGGGCCUCGCUCACCGGCGGUUGGUUCUUCGACCCGCACCAGAGCACCUUCUCCAACUGCUUCCACCUCUACGUCUGGAUCUUCCUGCUUACCUUCCCCUUCCUCCUGUACAUGGUCCUGCCCCCCAGCCUGAUGGUGGCCGGCGUGUACUGCCUGGUGGUGGCUGUCAUCUUCGCGACCAUCAAGACUGUCAACUACCGGCUGCAUGCUAUGUUCGACCAGGGGGAGAUUGUGGAGAAGCGCAGCUCCACCGUGGGGGAGGCAGAGGAGGAGGCGGCCCAGGGGGACAGCAAUCCACCCAGGGACCCCGGCGUGGAGAUGACGGUGUUCCGGAAAGUGAGUUCCACGCCCCCCGUGCGCUGUAGCUCCCAGCACUCCGUGUUUGGCUUCAACCAGGUCUCGGAGCUGCUUCCCCGGAUGGACGACUCCGGGCCCCUUCGAGACAUCAAGGAGCUGGUGCGGGAACAGGGCAGCAACAACGUCAUCGUCACCUCCGCCGACCGCGAGAUGCUGAAGCUGAGCUCACAGGAGAAGCUGAUUGGAGACCUUCCGCAGACGCCCCCAGGGGGCAUCCCGGACCCGUCUCUCCCCAGCACCGACUCUUCCGAACGCUCUCCGCUGGCUGGAGGGGGCGUCCCCUGGGGCGGGAGCAGCGUGGUGGACACGCCGCUGAGCCCCCUGCUGAAGGGCAGCCUCAGCCAGGAGCUGAGCAAGAGCUUCCUGACCCUCACCCGGCCGGACCGCGCCCUGGUGAGGACCAGCAGCCGCCGGGAGUCCCGGCGGGGAGUGGGCGGCUACCAGCCCCUGGACCGGCGCAGCUCGGGGGAGCCCCUGGCCCAGAAGGCGGGCUCCUCGGACUCCUGCUUCAGCGGCACGGACCGAGAGACCGUGAGCAGCUUCAAGAGCGAGAAGACCAACUCCACGCACCUCGACAGCCCCCCGGGCGGGCCGGCUGCCGAGGGCAGCGACACAGACCCACCGUCUGAGGCUGAGCUCCCGGCCUCCCCUGACGCCGGCGUCCCCUCGGAUGACACGCUCCGUUCCUUUGAUACCGUCAUUGGAGCCGGCACGCCCCCAGGCCCGGCCGAGCCGCUGCUGGUUGUGCGGCCCAAGGACUUGGCGUUGCUGCGGCCGGGCAAACGGCGGCCGCCCCUGCGGAGACACUCGCCCCCCGGCCGUGCCCCUCGCCGGCCCCUGCUGGAGGGGGGCGGCUUCUUCGAGGACGAAGACACGAGCGAGGGCAGUGAGCUGAGCCCGGCCUCCAGCCUCCGCUCCCAGCGCCGCUACAGUUCCGACAGCUCCUCCUCGGCUUCCGGCUACUCCCCCGAGAGCUCCCGGGGUGCGGCUGGAGGCGCCCGGAAGCGACGGGCCCCCCAUGGGGUCGAGGAGGGGACCGCUGUGCCCCCAAAGCGGCCCUAUGGGGCCCAGCGGACACCUAGUACCGCCAGCGCCAAGACGCAUGCCCGCGUGCUGAGCAUGGACGGGGCUGGGGGUGACGUGCUCAGGGGCCCCCUGGCUGGCUCCAAGGCUGAGCUGGAGGCCCAGGCUGGGGUGGACCUGGGUGCCGGGGAGCCCACGGUGCUACCCGCUGAGGCCCGCAGGGGACCCGAUGCCAACCAGCCUGGCUGGCGGGGGGAGCUGCAGGAGGAAGGUGCCACCGGGGGAGCCGCCGAGGACACCAGCAAACGAGACCGUUCAAGCAGCGUCCGACGCACCCAGGCCAUCCGCAGGCGCCACAACGCCGGCAGCAACCCGACGCCCCCUGCCUCCGUCAUGGGCUCCCCUCCCAGCAGCCUGCAGGAGGCCCAGCGGGGCCGCGCCGCCUCCCACUCGCGAGCGCUCACACUACCCUCAGCCUUGCACUUCGCGUCCACCCUGCUGCUGACCCGCGCGGGCGCCAACGUGCACGAGGCCUGCACCUUCGACGACACUUCCGAGGGCGCCGUGCACUACUUUUACGACGAGAGUGGCGUGCGGCGCUCCUACACCUUCGGCCUGGCUGGCGGCGGCUACGAGAACCCCGUGGGACAGCAGGGCGAGCAGCCGGCCAACGGGGCCUGGGACCGCCACUCCCACUCGUCCAGCUUCCACUCUGCCGACGUGCCCGAGGUGGCGGGAGGCCUGAACCUGCUGCCGCCGCGGCCCGUAGUCCUGCAGGGCAUGCAGGUGCGCCGAGUGCCCCUGGAGAUCCCCGAGUUUGACCUGCUGGACCAGGAAUCCCUGCACGAACCCCAGGAGCAGACGCUGAUGGAGGAGGCGCCGCCCCGCGCCCAGCACAGCUACAAGUACUGGCUGCUGCCCGGCCGCUGGACCUCCGUGCGCUACGAGCGGCUCGCGCUGCUGGCCCUGCUGGACCGGACGCGGGGGCUGCUGGAGAAUGUCGUGGGCGUGGGCCUGAGCAGCCUCGUGGCCUUCCUGGGCUACCUGCUGCUGCUCAAGGGCUUCUUCACCGACAUCUGGGUCUUCCAGUUCUGCCUGGUCAUCGCGUCCUGCCAGUACUCCCUGCUGAAGAGUGUCCAGCCUGACGCCGCCUCGCCCAUGCACGGCCACAACUGGGUGAUCGCGUACAGCCGGCCCGUGUACUUCUGCGUCUGCUGCCUGCUCAUCUGGCUGCUGGACGCCCUGGGCUCGGCGCAGCCCUUCCCGCCCAUCUCCCUCUACGGCCUCACUCUCUUCUCCGCUUCCUUCUUCUUCUGCGCCCGCGACGUGGCCACCGUGUUCACCUUGUGCUUCCCGUUCGUCUUCCUGCUGGGCCUCCUGCCCCAGGUCAACACCUGUCUCAUGUACCUGCUGGAGCAGAUCGACAUGCACGGCUUCGGGGGCACAGCCGCAACCAGCCCGCUCACCGCCGUCUUCAGCCUGUCCCGAAGCCUGUUGGCCGCCGCCCUGCUCUACGGCUUCUGCCUCGGGGCCAUCAAGAGCCCCUGGCCAGAGCAGCACGUGCCGGUCCUCUUCUCCAUCUUCUGCGGCCUCCUGGUGGCGCUGUCCUACCACCUGAGCCGGCAGAGCAGUGACCCCACCGUGCUCUGGUCUCUGAUCCGGAGCAAGCUCUUCCCCGAGCUGGAGGAGCGGAGCCUGGAGACGGCCCGGGCUGAGCCCCCAGACCCGCUCCCCGACAAGAUGCGGCAGUCGGUGCGCGAGGUCCUGCACUCGGACCUGGUGAUGUGCGUGGUCAUCGCCGUGCUCACCUUCGCCAUCAGCGCCAGCACCGUCUUCAUCGCCCUGAAGUCGGUGCUGGGGUUCGUGCUGUACGCGCUGGCGGGGGCCGUGGGCUUCUUCACGCACUACCUGCUGCCGCAGCUCCGCAAGCAGCUGCCCUGGUUCUGCCUGUCGCAGCCGCUGCUGAAGCCGCUGGAGUAUAGCCAGUAUGAAGUGCGCGGCGCGGCCCAGGUAAUGUGGUUUGAGAAGCUCUACGCCGGCCUGCAGUGCGUGGAGAAGUACCUCAUCUACCCCGCCGUGGUGCUCAACGCCCUCACGGUGGACGCCCACACCGUCGUCAGCCACCCCGACAAGUUCUGCCUCUACUGCCGGGCCCUGCUCAUGACCGUGGCCGGGCUGAAGCUGCUGCGCUCGGCCUUCUGCUGCCCGCCCCAGCAGUACCUGACCUUGGCCUUCACCGUGCUGCUCUUCCACUUCGACUACCCACGCCUGUCCCAGGGCUUCCUGCUCGACUACUUUCUCAUGUCCCUGCUGUGCAGCAAGCUGUGGGACCUGCUGUACAAGCUCCGUUUCGUGCUGACCUACAUCGCGCCCUGGCAGAUCACCUGGGGCUCGGCUUUCCACGCUUUCGCCCAGCCCUUCGCUGUGCCACACUCGGCCAUGCUGUUCAUCCAGGCUCUGCUCUCGGCGCUCUUUUCCACGCCGCUGAACCCCCUGCUGGGCAGCGCCGUGUUCAUCAUGUCCUACGCGCGGCCCCUCAAGUUCUGGGAGCGAGACUACAACACUAAACGCGUGGACCACUCCAACACCCGCCUGGUCACGCAGCUGGACCGGAACCCGGGCGCCGACGACAACAACCUCAACUCCAUCUUCUACGAGCACCUGACGCGCUCGCUGCAGCACACGCUGUGUGGGGACCUGGUGCUCGGCCGCUGGGGCAACUACGGCCCCGGCGACUGCUUCGUGCUGGCCUCGGACUACCUCAACGCCCUGGUGCACCUCAUCGAGGUCGGCAACGGCCUCAUCACCUUCCAGCUGCGCGGUCUGGAGUUCCGGGGGACCUACUGCCAGCAGCGCGAGGUGGAGGCCAUCACGGAGGGCGUGGAGGAGGAUGAGGGCUGCUGCUGCUGCGAGCCGGGCCACCUGCCACGCGUCCUGUCCUUCAACGCCGCCUUCGGGCAGCGCUGGCUGGCCUGGGAGGUGACAGCCAGCAAGUACGUGCUGGAGGGCUACAGCAUCAGCGACAACAACGCGGCGUCCAUGCUGCAGGUCUUCGACCUCCGCAAGAUCCUCAUCACCUACUACGUCAAGAGCAUCAUCUACUACGUGAGCCGCUCGCCGAAGCUGGAGGCCUGGCUGAGCCACGAGGGCAUCGCGGCCGCGCUGAGGCCCGUGCGGGCCCCGGGCUACGCCGACUCGGACCCCACCUUCUCGCUGAGCGUGGACGAGGACUAUGACCUCCGGCUCUCGGGCCUCUCCCUGCCUGCCUUCUGCGCCGUGCACCUGGAGUGGGUGCAGUACUGCGCCUCCCGGCGCGGCCAGCCCGUGGACCAGGACUGGAAUUCGCCGCUGGUCACGCUGUGUUUCGGCCUCUGUGUGCUGGGUCGCCGGGCCCUGGGGACGGCCUCGCACAGCAUGUCUGCCAGCCUGGAGCCCUUCCUGUACGGCCUGCACGCCCUGUUCAAGGGGGACUUCCGCAUCACCUCCCCACGUGACGAGUGGGUCUUUGCCGACAUGGACCUGCUCCACCGGGUGGUGGCCCCUGGGGUGCGCAUGGCCCUCAAGCUUCACCAGGACCACUUCACCUCCCCGGAUGAGUACGAGGAGCCAGCUGCCCUGUACGACGCUAUCGCCGCCAAUGAGGAGCGGCUGGUCAUCUCACACGAGGGGGACCCCGCGUGGCGCAGCGCCAUCCUCAGCAACACGCCUUCGCUGCUGGCACUGCGCCACGUGCUGGACGAUGCCUCAGAUGAGUAUAAGAUCAUCAUGCUCAACCGGCGGCAUCUCAGCUUCCGCGUUAUCAAGGUGAACCGCGAGUGCGUGCGUGGCCUCUGGGCCGGACAGCAGCAGGAGCUUGUGUUCCUACGCAAUCGCAACCCUGAGCGUGGAAGCAUCCAGAACGCCAAGCAGGCACUUCGCAACAUGAUUAAUUCUUCCUGUGACCAGCCUUUAGGCUACCCCAUCUACGUGUCGCCCCUCACCACCUCGCUGGCCGGCAGCCACCCGCAGCUGCGGGCGCUGUGGGGUGGCCCGGUCAGCCUGGGUGCCAUCACCCGCUGGCUGCUGCAGAGCUGGGAGAGGCUGCAUAAGGGCUGCGGCGCGGGCUGCAACAGCGGCGGCAAUGUGGACGACUCCGAUUGUGCUGGAGGCGGAGGUUUGACUUCCCUCAGCAGCAGCAACCCCCCGCUGGCGCACCCCACGCCUGAGAACACGGCAGGCAGUGGCGACCAGCCCCUCCCUUCAGGGCCCGCCUGGGGCCCGCGGCCUUCCCUCAGCGGCUCUGGUGACGGUCGCCCCCCCCCUCUGCUGCAGUGGCCACCCCCUCGGCUCCCAGGACCACCCCCAGCGUCACCUGCCCCUGCUGAGGGCCCCCGGCCCCCCAGGCACCCUGGCUCUGGUAUCCUCAGUUCUGAGGGUCCCAGUGGGAAGUGGAGCCUGGGGGGUCGGAAGGGACUGGGGGGAUCUGAUGGGGAGCCAGCCUCAGGGAGCCCCAAAGGAGGCACCCCCAAAUCUCAGGCGCCCUUAGACCUCAGCCCCGAUGUCAGCACUGACGCCUCGCCCCCUGGAGCCACACAGGACCUUCCUGGCUUGGACAGCAGUGCUCCUAAGAGUGACACGCCCACAGGGGCCUCAGGGGACUGGCCUGUCCCAGCUGAGGAGCGGGAGAGCCCAGCUGCCCAGCCCCUGCUGGAGCAUCAGUACUGAGGGCCAUCACCCCUGGAUCCCACCCCGGAUCCAGGAGCUCGGACCCCUGGCCUCUGGGCCUCUCUGUCGGACCACAGAACCGAGUGGCUUUGGCUCCACGUCGGAACCCUGGCCUUUGGCUGCCUUAGCCAGGGCACCGGAACUGAGUGACCCAGACUUCUGACCUUGACCCCUGCUCUCUCGUCCUUCGUUCCGGUGUGGGUGCCCCACACUGAGGCAGGCAGCCUCCCAGCCCGGCCUCAGAGCCAACCCCAUGGGCUGGUCCCGCUUGGAGCCGGUGGCCAGGACUGACGGCCCCUGGGCCUGGGGCCGGGGCUGGAAGAUGGGAGGGUGGAUUUCUUCUUUCUUUCCUUUUUUCUUUCUUUCUUUCCCCCCCCGCCCCCCCGUGCUUCAGAGACACCAGAAUUAAUAACACUAUUUUUGAUUUUG
Messenger RNA from Sorex araneus (European shrew), 7122 nucleotides. It is a transcript of the gene PCNX3, whose product is annotated as pecanex 3. The record is from RefSeq and is a predicted model, not a curated record. Gene Ontology annotation, cellular component: membrane. NCBI's taxonomy places the organism in Eukaryota, Metazoa, Chordata, Mammalia, Eulipotyphla, Soricidae. Bases 571 to 6693 code for a protein of 2040 amino acids. The transcript has 35 exons.